AUGGAGCAGGAUCAGGUGCCGGAGAGAAGGAGUACCUUCUCUAACUUGAAGAUAGUGCAAGGGAAGACUGGGGAGGAGAGGAAAAUCUUGCAAGCCAGGGUGGAAGCCAGGGUAACUCCUACCAAGCCAGUAGAUCCCAGGGAGCUAGAAGAAAAAGUGCAAAGGAUAAAAGAGAAGUUUCGCAAGGAUGAAGAGCAGAGGCAGGUAAUCAUUAUGAAGAAGGCACCCGCAGCAAAACAACUAAGAAGGAAGUUGGCGCCUGAAGCAGCAGCAUCCCCAGCAAAAAUAAGUAAGAUGGAAAUGGUGUUAGAGAGGGCUGAUCAGGACAAGGAAAGGAAGGCAAGACGAGCAAAGGAACUGGCGGAGUCAGGAAUGAAUUGGAUGGAGAUGGUAGAGGAGGAAGAAAAAGGAGCAACCGAAGAAACCAUGGAAAUUGAAGGGACCGAACAUGUGUGCAUGCCAGGGGAAUGCGAGGUAGUUUUAAACACGGAAAAAUUACCAUCAAGCUCUAGCUCUAGUUCCAGUUCCAGUUCCAGUUCAAGCUCCAGCUCAAGCUCAAGUUCAAGUUCUUCUAGUGAAAGUGAAAGUGAAAGUGAGAGUGAAACGGAAGAGAAAGGUGAAACAAAAGUGAGUGGAUUUGAAAAGGAGUUGCAAGAUCUACAGGAAAUAAUGGAGACAACAGGGGACAAGGAGAAAGAAAUAGAUGACAAGAUAAGAAAGGAAGAGGAGGAGAUCACAAAAAUAACAGAGAAACUACAAGAACUGAACAAGAGCAAAUGGAAGUUACAUCCCAUAGACGAAGACUGCCUAUCCAAGCCCACACCAAAAGCGAAGUGGAUGAAAGAACUACAAGAGGAAAGAGAGAAAGAAAAGGGAGAGAAAAAGUUCCAUCCGGACGACCCAGGGUUCAAGAUACGGUGCAGGAGGUGCAAUCAGCGAGGACAUCCGACGGCAGCAUGCACUGGAGAAAAGAGAAGAAAGAAGUAA
Molecule: messenger RNA, 987 nt
Organism: Frankliniella occidentalis (western flower thrips)
Lineage: Eukaryota; Metazoa; Arthropoda; Insecta; Thysanoptera; Thripidae
Product: protein FAM133A-like
Exons: 1
Coding region: 1-987 (328 amino acids)
Source: RefSeq, a predicted model, not a curated record